AUGCUUGACCCUCAGAAUGCUAAUCAUCUUUGGUUGCUUCACGCACUUUUCCUUGAUGAUGUCAAUCAGGAUUGCUCUAACUUUCAGGCAGAGUGGAAUUGCCAUCCAAUAUGGGAUCCUGACACGAACGACAAGAGUCCAAAGGACCUAUGGUUCCUGGGACAAACACUAUUUGGUGUGUAUUGUGAUGAUUGCAAGGGUGUUCACCCUGAUACUGGAGCGGGACAUCCUGCUGAUGAAGACAAAGAUGUAGAUGAACAGUUGCCUGACAUUAUCAAGUCAAUCAAUGAUCAGCAACAGCAGCACAUCCAUCAUGAAGCCAUUGGAGUUCCUUCACAUAGGAACACUUUUGGUGCUGACAAAGAGAUACAAGGGCAAUUUUUUGCUGUUCUUGCUGAAAUGAAUGGGAAGGUGAUGAGUAUCCUAUUUUUGAGACUAUAUGUGCUGGUUGACGAGGUUCAAAAGAGCUUCAAGUCUCCCUUGCAGAACCAAUUUGGUUUCAUAGAGUGA
This is a messenger RNA of Suillus subaureus, 510 nucleotides long. RefSeq lists its product as uncharacterized. Lineage: Eukaryota; Fungi; Basidiomycota; Agaricomycetes; Boletales; Suillaceae. The record is from RefSeq and is a predicted model, not a curated record. The transcript has 4 exons. The coding region runs from base 1 to 510 and encodes 169 amino acids.